AUGGGGGUGGCCGGCGCCGGCGGCGGGCGGCUGCGUGCCAGCAGCGCCAAGAAGCAGCAGCGGCAGCGGACGCUGAACAACAUCAAGAUCACGCUCCUGUGCGGCUUCAUCACGGUGCUGGUCCUCCGCGGCACCGCCGGCUUCAACCUCCUGGUCAGCAGCGGCGACCUCGACGGCGCGGCGGCGGACGCCAAGGUCGUCGAGGACGUGGAGCGCAUCCUGGCCGAGAUCCGCUCCGACUCCGAGGCGGACGACGUCGUGUUCGUGGUCGAGGACGGCUCGUCAUCGACGCCGUCGCCGCGCAACGCAACGGCGGCGAGCUUCGGCAACUUCUCGGCGUCGGCGACGGUGGUGAAGGUGCGGGAGUACAGCCUGGGUCCCAAGGUGACGGACUGGGACGCGCAGCGGCGGGAGUGGACGUCCCGGCACCCGGAGUUCCCUGCCCUCGACCCGCGGAGCGGGGGACGGCCGCGUGUCCUUCUCGUCACCGGGUCGCCUCCGGGCCCCUGCGACAACCCCGUCGGCGACCACUACCUGCUCAAGGCGACGAAGAACAAGAUCGACUACUGCCGGCUCCACGGCAUCGACGUGGUGCACAACAUGGCGCACCUGGACCCGGAGCUGACGGGGUACUGGUCCAAGCUGCCGCUGGUGCGGCGCCUCAUGCUGGCGCACCCGGAGGUGGAGUGGAUCUGGUGGGUGGACAGCGACGCCAUCUUCACGGACAUGGCGUUCGAGCUCCCGCUGUCCCGCUACGACGGCGCCAACCUCGUCAUCCACGGGUACCCGGACCUGCUGUUCGAGAAGCGGUCGUGGAUCGCGCUCAACGCGGGGAUCUUCCUGCUCCGCAACUGCCAGUGGUCGCUGGACCUGCUGGACGCCUGGGUGCCCAUGGGUCCCCGGGGCCCGUCACGCGUCGAGGCCGGGAAGCUGCUCACGGCCAGCCUGACCGGGCGGCCGCCGUUCGACGCCGACGACCAGUCGGCGCUCAUCCACCUGCUGUUGGUGCAGAAGGAGCGGUGGAUGGACAAGGUGCACGUGGAGACGGAGUUCUACCUCCAUGGAUUCUGGACGGGGCUCGUGGACAGGUACGAGCAGAUGAUGGAGAACCACCACCCGGGCCUCGGCGACGACCGCUGGCCCUUCAUCACCCACUUCGUCGGAUGCAAGACCUGCGGCCGGUACGAGGACUACCCGCUGGACCGAUGCAUCCGGGGCAUGGAGCGCGCCUUCAACUUCGCCGACAACCAGGUGCUCAGGCUCUACGGAUUCCAGCACCGCUCGCUCACCACCGCCAAGGUCAGGAGGGUCAACGACCCGGCCACCAACCCGCUCCAGGCAAAGGAGGCGGCGCUGAAGAUGGACGCCAAGUUCUCGAGCACCUAG
Messenger RNA from Miscanthus lutarioriparius, 1386 nucleotides. The record is from the annotation of a GenBank genome assembly. Lineage: Eukaryota; Viridiplantae; Streptophyta; Magnoliopsida; Poales; Poaceae.